Molecule: messenger RNA, 1672 nt
Organism: Fukomys damarensis (Damara mole-rat)
Lineage: Eukaryota; Metazoa; Chordata; Mammalia; Rodentia; Bathyergidae
Gene: Rdh12
Product: retinol dehydrogenase 12
Exons: 7
Coding region: 132-1082 (316 amino acids)
Source: RefSeq, a predicted model, not a curated record
CUGCUUAAGAGUCAGACUGUUGCUGAGUACCUGGAGUGAGAGGAGCAAGCCAAGAAGAAGCAGAAGCUAGAGUUGGAGUCAGACCAGGAGCCCGAGCCAGAUCUGGGGUUGAAGUUGGAGCGGCUGAGAAGAUGCUGGUUAUCUUGGGACUGUUCACCUGCUUCCUUUCCCUUUUGUACACGACAGCGCCAUUCCUCAGGAAGUACUUUGCGGGUGGAAUUUGCAGAACCAAUGUGCAACUUCCUGGAAAGGUAGUGGUGAUCACUGGUGCCAACACGGGCAUCGGCAAGGAGACAGCCAGGGAGCUUGCCCGCAGAGGAGCCCGAGUGUACAUUGCCUGCCGGGAUGUACUGAAGGGAGAAUCUGCUGCCAGUGAAAUCCGAGCAGAUACAAAGAACUCCCAGGUGCUGGUACGGAAACUGGAUCUAUCUGAUACCAAGUCCAUCCGAGCCUUUGCUGAGGGCUUUCUGGCAGAGGAAAAGAAGCUCCAUAUACUGAUCAAUAAUGCAGGAGUGAUGUUGUGUUCAUUUUCCAAGACCGCAGAUGGCUUUGAAACCCAUAUUGGGGUCAACCACCUGGGCCAUUUUCUUCUCACCUACCUGCUCCUGGAGCAGCUGAAAGAAUCUGCUCCCUCACGGGUGGUGAAUUUGUCAUCAGUGGUGCACCAUGCUGGCAAGAUUCGCUUCCAUGACCUCCAGGGUGAGAAGUACUAUUGCAGGGCUUUUGCCUAUUUCCAUAGCAAGUUGGCUAAUGUGCUUUUUACACGUGAGUUGGCCAAGAGGCUUCAAGGCACAGGGGUCACCACCUAUGCAGUGCACCCAGGCAUCGUCAGCUCUGAGCUGACCCGGCACUCCUUCCUUCUGUGUCUGUUGUGGCGACUCUUCUCCCUCUUUGUCAAGUCCACGCGAGCGGGGGCACAGACCAGCCUGCACUGUGCCCUGGCUGAGGGCCUGGAACCCCUGAGUGGCAAGUACUUCAGUGACUGCAAGAGGACCUGGGUGUCCCCAAGGGCCCGAAAUAAGAAAACAGCUGAGCGUCUGUGGAAUGUCAGCUGUGAGCUCCUAGGAAUCCAGUGGGAAUAGCUGGGGGAAAAGCCAUGGCUUUAUCAGGCCCGAUCCAUGCGAUACUGGAAGUGGGGAAAGAGAAGGCCAACAGUAAAGGAUCGUCCUGCUGACUGGCUGCUGCUUCUGCUGUGAAGCCUGCCUACUUGGAUCCUCCUGACCCUUGUGGAAAUCUUUGCACACCCAACCCUCUUGAGAGGCUGGCUCAUGGCACAAGACAAUUCUUGCUGACAAACCAUUCUUCUCAAGACUUGGAGAGUUGGCAGCUUUCUGGGACGAAGGACUGGCCAGAUUCCACUCAUGCUGGGAAUGGGGUGGAAAAAGAGCCUGAGAAAUUGGGCCGAUUUCCUCACAAGCAACAAAAACACCAGCCUGCGUGCUAAGCUGAGGUGACAGGAGCGUCAGUAUUACAUGUCUUCAGACUCUGUUGCCUUGAACUCUGGAUUGACCUCUUUCCCCUUUGAAAGGCUAUUCAUAACCUUGGAGUCGAGGCCAGGGCAGGAAGACUGAGACUGGCGAACCUUGGCCAAAUUUGAUUUCUUCCUUUGAACACUGGGUGCAGUUGGGCACUCCCAUUUCCCAUCAUGCAGGUGGUUUCCUCUAAAAAGUUU